This is a messenger RNA of Mustela lutreola (European mink), 620 nucleotides long. It is a transcript of the gene RPL28, whose product is annotated as ribosomal protein L28. The transcript is spliced from 5 exons. Gene Ontology annotation, cellular component: ribosome; cytosolic large ribosomal subunit. NCBI's taxonomy places the organism in Eukaryota, Metazoa, Chordata, Mammalia, Carnivora, Mustelidae. The record is from RefSeq and is a predicted model, not a curated record. The coding region runs from base 76 to 576 and encodes 166 amino acids. Gene Ontology annotation, molecular function: structural constituent of ribosome. Gene Ontology annotation, biological process: translation.
CCGAUCCGGCUCGCACGCGGACGGGAGGAGGCGGGGACAGGCGAGUCCUUGCGCGUGCCCACAGAGGAAGCGGAAAUGCGUGUGGAUAUUAAAGGCGUCGUCCCGCCUCCUCUUUGUCUCUUUCCGUCUCCGGCUGCCUUAGCGAGAGGAGCCGCCGCCGCCAUGUCGGCCCACCUGCAGUGGAUGGUCGUGCGGAACUGCUCCAGCUUCCUGAUCAAGAGGAACAAGCAGACCUACAGCACUGAGCCCAACAACCUGAAAGCCCGCAACUCGUUCCGCUACAACGGGCUGAUUCACCGCAAGACCGUGGGCGUGGAGCCGGCGGCCGACGGCAAGGGCGUGGUGGUGGUCAUGAAGCGCAGAUCCGGCCAGCGGAAACCUGCCACCUCCUAUGUGCGGACCACCAUCAACAAGAACGCCAGGGCCACCCUCAGCAGUGUCCGGCACAUGAUCCGCAAGAACAAGUACCGCCCAGAUCUGCGCAUGGCUGCCAUUCGCAGAGCCAGUGCCAUCCUGCGUAGCCAGAAGCCUGUGAUGGUGAAGAGGAAGCGGGCCCGCCCCACCAAGAGCUCCUGAGCCCCUGCCCCACCUCCAGAGCAAUAAAGCAGUCAGCCUCCUCA